CACUUGAGAACAGUAUUUUGGUGAUGGGGUGAUAUUUGGCGAAAGUCUUGUGGAUUUGUUUUUUUCACAAGAUGGCAUAAUCCCAAAUUUGUCGAGAAAGACGGGAAGAGAUUGGUUUGCUUGAUUUGUGCUGGCCGUGUGGUAGACAAACAAGCGAAGUCCUCCGGAAUAUCCAGGAUAAACAAGGGAAGAGAAGAGCCCCACUUUUUAUUUUCCGGCUCAAAUAUCCGAAUCUCACCAUUCAAGAUUCAACCAACCGACCAAUGCCCCUCGCGUUUCGUUUCUCCCGGAUUCUCAAUCCGCGCCUCAACCCGUCCACGAAUCUUGGCCUCGCGCUCGCCUCCUCUUUCUCCUCCUCGUCCCGCCCAGAGCAGCCGGAGCUGCCCGGGGCCCGCGGUGGCGGCGGUGGGUUCCCGGCGACCAUCAGGGAAGGAAGGGCGGAGAUCUUCGCCGACGACUCCAACUCGGUGUUCUACAACAAGGCCCAGGCACAAAUCUAUCAAAGAAGAUGGGUUAACAACAGGGAUCUUUCCAUUGCUGUAUUGAGAUCGUUUAUUUCGAGAAGACGUGAAGAGCAUGAUAUCCAAUUAAGAAGAGGCAGUCAUGCUGAACUACCGCCGAAACAUCACGCUGAAGAAUUGGGCCACAUAAGAGGAUCAUCUGAGGACAAGGCAUUGAGUGAAGAAAUUAGCUAUAGAGCACCAAAAGUUCUUGAGGCUUUAGCUGCAUCGGGAUUAAGAGCCAUUAGGUAUGCCCUUGAAGUAGAUGGGAUUGGGGAAGUUAUAGCUGUUGACAACAAUGAAGUAGCUAUAGAGGCUGUAAAAAAAAAUAUCCACCACAAUGGCAGUGUGGCUUCUUCAAAGGUGGUACCUCAUCUUGCGGAUGCACGUGUUUACAUGCUCACCCACCCAAAAGAAUUUGAUGUGGUUGACCUUGACCCUUAUGGAUCUCCUGCAGCAUUUCUGGAUUCAGCAGUUCAGUGCGUUGCAGAUGGUGGUAUUUUGAUGUGCUCAGCUACAGACAUGGCUGUGCUUGCUGGUGGCAAUGCAGAAGUUUGCUUUUCCAAGUAUGGGUCUUAUCCACUAAAGGGCAAACACUGCCAUGAGAUGGCCCUGAGGAUUCUUCUUGCUUGUAUUGAGUCGCAUGCCAUCCGCCACAAGCGCUAUAUAGUUCCUAUAAUAUCAGUGCACAUGGAUUUCUACAUUAGGGUCUUUGUGCAAAUCUUCACUUCAGCUAGCACAGUGAAAAGCUCACCUCUUAAAUUGGCACAUGUCUAUCAAUGUACCGGAUGCAGUUCAUUUCACCUACAAAACAUUGGAAGGAUUAAUUCAAAGGACAAGAGGAAUAUCGCCCUACCAAAUUUUUCCCCUCUUGUGCCUCAGGAAUGUGCUGAAUGUGGCCAUAACUUUGUUAUGGGGGGACCUAUAUGGAGUGAUCCUAUGCAUGACAAAGAAUGGGCUGCUUCCAUCUUGUCAAGUAUCCAAGCUAUGAGUUGUGCAUAUUCAGCGUAUGCAAAGAUUUCAGCUAUAAUGACAUCAGUAUCAGAGGAAUUGCCUAAAGCACCUUUAUUUGUUAGUCUUCACAAUUUGUGUGCAACACUGAAGUGCACCAAUCCAACCAUUGCUACGUUUCAAUCUGCUAUCAGAAAUGCUGGUUAUCAAAUAUCAGGCAGUCAUGUGGAUCCCUUGGCUCUUAAAACGGAUGCCCCUAUGUCUGUAAUUUGGGACAUCAUGCGAUGUUGGGUCAAGAUUCAUGCUGUAAAGUAUCGACCUGGAAAUCAUCCAGGUACCAGGAUACUGUCCCAAGAGCCUAAAUUACAGGCAAAAUUUUCCCAUGUACCUGGGGGUUUAGCAGUACAGAAGAGCCCAAGAUUUGUACCUAAUCCUGAAAAAUAUUGGGGUCCUAAGACAAAGGCUGGGAGACAACCAAAGAGAUUACCAGUGGACAAUUUAUAAAUAUUUACUGACAGUAUGGUUGCAAACUAGGAGAUUGAGAUCAGUUGCAUUCUUUUGUUAGAAAACCGAGCAUAUACAAGCUCAAGUUCAAGCUCAGUUUCUGGAGGCAUGUAUGUCCUUUCGAAAAUUUGGUGGUCAUUACAGAUUACUAACGGUCAGUUGCGUGGGUUGGUGUUAACUACAGGCAUGUCCACUUUGCUACAAUUUUCAACUGCACCAAACUCUGGCAUUGCCAAAUUUUGUGAAGAUGGCAAUCCAAACAUAUCCUAAAUACUCUACCAUACCUUACCAUGCCAAUAUUUGGUGAUUUUCUAGAAACUUCACAUAAUACCAAACAAGAAUAUUUGGCAAGGUAACAAAUCAAACUACACCCAUAUACCUCUACCUUUCCAAAUUUUAGCAUCGUCAAACAUUGCCAAAUUUUGGUGUUGCCAAAAGUUGGCAAGAUUUAUUUUGGCAUCAAAGUGAACAAGCCCUACAUUUUCAUUGGAGUGCUAUUGGCAUGGUUUGAAAUUAUUGUGUUGUCAAAGAAUAUAAUAGUUGUUUCUAAGUGUGGACAACGAAAGUAAAUAUCUGUAUUGUUUGAUUCUUAGAACUCUGCCCUUGCAGUGUCCCUUGGGAGCCUAUUUAUAGAGCUAGGGUUUUGCUUACACAGUUUUACAUUGCUUAUAUUGUUAUCCUUUGAUAAUGACAUUCAGGGCUUGUUCGGAAUGGAGGGAUUUCACAUA
Messenger RNA from Oryza sativa Japonica Group (Japanese rice), 2683 nucleotides. Its product is annotated as tRNA (guanine(26)-N(2))-dimethyltransferase 1. NCBI's taxonomy places the organism in Eukaryota, Viridiplantae, Streptophyta, Magnoliopsida, Poales, Poaceae. Gene Ontology annotation, cellular component: nucleus. Gene Ontology annotation, biological process: tRNA N2-guanine methylation. Gene Ontology annotation, molecular function: tRNA (guanine(10)-N2)-methyltransferase activity; RNA binding. The record is from RefSeq and is a predicted model, not a curated record.